AUGAAGACUUCCUUCCUCUUACUCGCUUUCUUUGCUCUCUUCGCCGUAUCGGCGCUUGCGCUGGGUACCCCCUCCGAUUUCUUCUCGGGCGCCGAUGAAGCCGCCCUCCGUGCGCGCCUCACUGAACAGCUCGAGCGCCGCCAGAGCAGCGACGAGCUGAUCGAGGAGGACUACUACGCGGUUGCGACGCUGGCCUCCCUCUCCAAGACCACAUCAUUCCCCAAUUCGGCGCAGCUCUGCGGCAAGGCGUCUACGCUGCUUGCCUCGGCCUCUGCCAAGAUCGUCGACGCUCAGGCCAUUCAUCGCGCCCUUGGCGUCAUCUCGGCCCUCAAGUGCGAAUCGCAGCCCUCUCCUGCCACUCUUUCGUCCCUCGGCACCAAGCUGGUCGAAUCUGUGCUCGCCAAUGAUCAGGCUCAGCUCGCCGAUCUGCAUGCCGCCCUCGCUGCCCUCCAGCAGAUCCAGAAGACUGCCUCGCCUGCCGUCACCGUCUCGAGCGACGUCGCCUCCGAGGUGGCUGAGCGCAUCGCUGAUUUGAUGGAGCCUGAGGGCCUCUUCCGCGCUGGAUCCAACGAUGAGGAGGGUACUGCUGGCAACGCUGGCCUCGCCUACCACGCCCUCGCCCUCCUCAAGCGCGCUGCCGCCCUCAACGUCGCCCCCAAGAAGGGCGCCGAUGGCAAGUCCGGGCCGGUCGACGCCUCCAAGCAGGCCGCGCUGAAGCACAUCAAGACUGUGGCCGAAUCCAUCAGCCAGCUCCUGGCCGAUGUCGACGAGGAAGACGACAACAUCAUUGAAUUCGAAGACUCGCAGAACCCCCUGCGCGCUACCGCCCUCUUCUGGAUCGGCGCCGAGGCUCUUACCCGCAGCGGUGAGUCCGUUACCGUCACUGAGUCUCAGGUCGCUAAGCUCGCCGAGUUCUUCCUGCGCCACAAGCGCGUGAGCAACGCCGUCGACGCCUACCACCUCCUGCGGGCGCUCAAGACCGUUGCCAGCAACGUCUGGAAGAAGUCGCCCCUCGUGGUGACCCUCCCCAACAGCUCUGUCCUCGCCUCCUCCAAGGGCGAAGACUCCCUCGUCAAGUUCCGCGUGACCGACGUCUUUGGCAAGUUCGCCUCGAAGGCCAACGUCUACAUCACCAAGGUCUACCCCACCGCCAACGAGAAGCAGGUCAUCCUCCACAACCAGCAGGCCACCCCCGUCUCCACCAACGCCGACGAGACCCUCUACUCCUUCAACAUCCUCGCCGCCAAGCCCGACCAGGGUCUGUACUCGAUCGACCUGUCGGUCGCUCCCGAGAGCAAGGACGCGCCCGUCUUCGGUGCCGUCGGCGUGGUGCGGGGCGUCAAGGUGGUCGUCACCGCCGAUCUCUCCGAUGUCGCCGUCCAGGUCGUCGACGCGCUCGAGGAUGAGGACCUCGAGCAGGCCUACAAGGUCUCCUACCCCGAGAAGGUGGCCGAGGUCAUCAAGGCCAACCCGCUCCAGCACGUGCUGGUGAGCUUCCGUGGUCGUCCCCUGCCCGUCCAACAGGCCUUCGUCGUCUUCCGUCACGAGGAGUCUGGCCACGAGGUCAUCCUCCCCGCCCAGCUCACCGGCAACAAGUACAAGGUUCACCUGAACCUGCGCGAGGCCGGCCGUGCCUUCCAGGGCCGUAGCGGCAAGUACUCCGUGCACCUCCUCGUCGGUGACGCCUUCCUCCACCGCCCCUACUUCUGGCCCGUCGCCGACGUUUUCCUCAGCCUCGGUAAGCAGAGGGAAGAGCCGGCCGCCCCCUCGACCGAGGGUCUUAGGCCCGAGAUCCACCACCAGUUCAGGAAGCCCGAGAAGAGGCCUCCCCCCACCGUCUCCAUGACCUUCACCGCCCUCGUCGUUGGCGUUCCCGUCCUCGUGCUCUUCGUUGGGCUGUUCCUUGUGGGAGCCAACUUCAGCAACUUCCCUCUGUCCGGCACGGGCUUCCUCUCGGCCGUCGGCUUCCUGGGUUGCAUCUCCGCCGUGAUCGGCCUCUACGUGCUCUACUGGCUCCAGCUCACCAUGGUUGAGACCCUGGUCUACCUUGCUGGUCUUGGUUUGGUGACCAUCCUCGUUGGAUGGCAGGCGCUGCGCCACAGGCUCUACGCCAGGCUUGCGGCCUCGGCCAAGGACACCAAGAGGGACUAA
Molecule: messenger RNA, 2151 nt
Organism: Acanthamoeba castellanii str. Neff
Lineage: Eukaryota; Discosea; Longamoebia; Acanthamoebidae
Product: ribophorin ii (rpn2) protein
Exons: 9
Coding region: 1-2151 (716 amino acids)
Biological process (GO): protein N-linked glycosylation
Cellular component (GO): membrane; oligosaccharyltransferase complex
Source: RefSeq, a predicted model, not a curated record